AUGCCUGCCUCUGCCUCUGCUAUUUCACCUCCUGUUAUCAGCACCCACUACGGCACAAUCUCCGGUGGUGUAUCUCCAUUCCGUGGAGGUGACAAGGCCUAUGUCUACAAGGGAAUCCCCUAUGCUCAGCCUCCGACUGGUGCCAAUCGCUGGACACAAGUGGCCGGUCCGAGUUACUGGGGAGCGCUGGAUGCCACGGAGUUUGGCCCACAGUGUGCGCAGACCAUUAGCGAUGCCGGCAUAUUUUCUAGUGGCAAGAACACUACCAGCGAGGACUGUCUCUAUCUCAAUAUCUGGACGCCAGCGUACAAGGAGGGUACCAACCUCACCUCUCUCAAUCUUCCUGUCUUUUUCUGGAUCUAUGGUGGCCGUUUUGAGGGCGGCUCUGGUGAUGUCAAGACCUAUGACGGCACUGGAUUGGCAGAGAAGGAAAUCAUUGUCGUGACCAUCAACUACCGACUGGGUCCCUUCGGAUUUCUCGCCCACCCCGAAUUGAGCGCGGAGUCCGAUCACAAUAGCUCUGGUAACUACGGCCUUCUUGACCAGCAGGCUGCUCUCCACUGGGUCAACGAGAACAUUCAGAAAUUCGGCGGCAACCCGAACCAGAUUGUUGUCGGUGGUCAGUCUGCCGGCUCUGCUAGUUCUCUGGAUAUGAUGUACAGCCCUCUGGUUAAGGGCCUGUCGAGUGGAAUCAUUUCCGAGAGCGGCGCCCGUGGAAUACACGAUCCUAUGACUGGAACCGUUGCCACCAGUUACCGUACUAAGGCCGCCGCUGAAGCGCAGGGGGUCCGGUUCCUUAAAAACUUGAAUGUUUCGUCGAUUGCUGAGCUCCGUAAUGUCUCCAUGGAUGCACUUCUUGAAUACGACUCCUUGAGCGACACGAUCUGGGAAGGAACACCUUUUGCAAAUCUCUCUGAUAUCUUCAUGGAACCCCCGAUGUGGCGCCCUAACAUCGACGGCUACGUUUUCCCAAACAAAUAUGGCCAGGCAUUGCAUAAGAACGCCCAUGCAGAUGUUCCUAUCCUCACCGGAAAUAACAAGGACGAGUCUGGCGCAUCCCCGGACCUCUCGUACACCGCUGCCGAUUACCACCAUCUCUACGGCAACCUGUUUGGCAGUGAUCUUGGGGACGAAUUCUUCGAACUCUACCCAGGCAAGAACGAGACUCAAGCCUCCGAGAGCGCAAGAGAAUUCUACCGUGAUCUCAGCCGUGUCGGUACCUGGCACUGGGCCAUCGAUUGGGCCGCUGGGGGUGCAAAGAACCCUGUGUACACUUACUACUUCACUCACGCGCCCGCCGAGAACAAGGACGAGGGUGCCUAUCAUGGCUCCGAGCUGUGGUACACCUUUAAUAACAUCCCCUACGCCUCGUAUUCCAACGUGACCUGGACCGAGUACGACUACGCUGUUGAGCAGAAGAUGGCGGAUUACUGGGCCAACUUCAUUCGCUCUGGAAAUCCUAAUGGAAGCGGCCAGCCUAAGUGGCGCGCCUCCGGCAAGAAGACUGAGACCAUGUGGCUGGGUAACUCGUGGGGUAUGGGCCCGAUCUCCAUGGAGCAGCGACGUAUUGACUUUCUCCAUAAAUGGACUUCGAAGUUGCCCCAGUGGUAA
Messenger RNA from Penicillium lagena, 1611 nucleotides. RefSeq names its product carboxylesterase/lipase family protein. Lineage: Eukaryota; Fungi; Ascomycota; Eurotiomycetes; Eurotiales; Aspergillaceae. The transcript has a single exon. Bases 1 to 1611 code for a protein of 536 amino acids. The record is from RefSeq and is a predicted model, not a curated record.